Messenger RNA from Trypanosoma conorhini, 840 nucleotides. Its product is annotated as protein kinase. Gene Ontology annotation, biological process: peptidyl-threonine phosphorylation; peptidyl-serine phosphorylation. Gene Ontology annotation, cellular component: cytoplasm. Gene Ontology annotation, molecular function: protein serine/threonine kinase activity; ATP binding; protein tyrosine kinase activity. The transcript has a single exon. Lineage: Eukaryota; Euglenozoa; Kinetoplastea; Trypanosomatida; Trypanosomatidae. The record is from RefSeq and is a predicted model, not a curated record. The coding region runs from base 1 to 840 and encodes 279 amino acids.
AUGUUGGUAACAGAGUUACUCUCAGACAACUUGUAUGAGUAUUCUAAAUACAACCGUGAAGAAGAGGAAACAUUUUACUUUACUAUUCCGCGUCUUCGUCGUAUAGCUCGUCAGAUUGCUGAGGCACUCACUUACGUGCAUAGUCUAAAUCUUAUUCAUGCCGACUUGAAGCCGGAAAACGUAUUGUUUGUCUCUCAUCGCCGUUGUGUGGUGAAGGUGAUUGAUUUUGGUAGUAGUUGCUUUUUGAGUGACCACCUCAGCUCGUAUAUACAGAGUCGCAGCUAUCGAGCUCCUGAGGUAAUUUUUGGUUGUGACUACGAUGGGCGGAUAGAUGUGUGGUCUCUUGGCGCAAUUCUGGUGGAACUUGUUACAGGUGAAGUUCUUUUUACGUCUGAUACAGUUCCAGAAAUGCUUGCUCGCAUUGUUUAUGUUUGUGGACGACCAUUUCCACGAAGAAUGCUAUGGGAGGGUCGACAUACGGCCAAAUUUAUAAAUAAAUUUGGUUGUAUCUAUGAACAAGGGAAUAAGGAUGGGGAAGAUGCUGCAGAGGAUUCUUCAUAUUAUUAUUUAUAUACUCCAGUAUUUCAAUCAAGGGAAUCCCAGGAAGUAAAUGAAAAAGCGAUGCAUAAAAAAGAGAGUGAUACUGUUGAUUUGGGAGAAAAUGAGGAAACACUCCUCGAUGGAGCUCCUUAUAGUGUGCUUCGACAAAAGCUUGCGGCGCAUGGUGUUACUGAUGCAUCUUUUUUGUCGUUUGUAGAGGCGUGUCUGACUCUUGAUCACAAAAAGCGGCCACGAAGCAAGGAUCUUCUUUCUCAUCCUUUUCUUACGCACUCCGAUUGA